Messenger RNA from Clupea harengus (Atlantic herring), 4142 nucleotides. RefSeq names its product IMP (inosine 5'-monophosphate) dehydrogenase 1b (gene impdh1b). Gene Ontology annotation, molecular function: IMP dehydrogenase activity. Bases 790 to 2493 code for a protein of 567 amino acids. Gene Ontology annotation, biological process: GTP biosynthetic process. The record is from RefSeq and is a predicted model, not a curated record. Gene Ontology annotation, cellular component: cytoplasm. NCBI's taxonomy places the organism in Eukaryota, Metazoa, Chordata, Actinopteri, Clupeiformes, Clupeidae. The transcript has 17 exons.
UGGAGACCGGAGAAUGUUCUAUCUGCUUCACAAGUCCGUUUAGAUCAAUCUUGAGAUGCUGAACUACUUUUGUGAUUUGCAAAUUGGUUAGUUGUAAUUGGUGCCACCUGACUUCUAAAUUCAACAGUGGUGCUCUCAGUUAGCCAGCACAAAUCCAAAACUUACAUUUUGGAUGCUGAUUUGACAGCGAUUACAAAAAUGACACAGGUAGCCUAACUUUCACUUGCAAGCUACGUAGGAUUUUGCAUAAUAUAGGCCUACCUUUGUUUUCAUUAAAAAGUCCCACCAAGGCCAACUAGCCCAGGCCUUUCUGAUAAUGUAAUCACAAGCCUACGGGUAGUCGUUGUUGGCUGAAGUUAGUUUUUUAAUAGUUUUAGGAUAGGAGAUCCAGUGACCAUUUUUUGUGCACUUUUAAACCGAAAGUCUGCAAACAGUUGGUAGACCAACGAAUAGCCUGAUUAGGUUGUACAGCAUACUUGUACAGAUCAUUCUUGAUUUUUUUUUGUAUAUAUAUACCUGAUAUGUAGUAACUGGCUAUACCAAGCCCAUUAUACACAAGUACCUACUGAUCAAAAAUCUACUGCUUACACUCCUGGCGCCAGCUAGAGUAAAGCAUGAAAGGGUUAAUCCAGCCGUCACCACGUGGAUGAUGCUAUACGCUUAAUGGGGAGGAUAUGACGCGGCGUCACAAACUGUCCUUUUAAACGCUGAAACACUGUAGCUAGAGGGAAAGAACCGAACUUCUCUGGGACCAUCAAACUUAGUAAACUGUUGAAAGGAGGAAAAGGUAUGGCAGAUUACUUGAUCAGUGGAGGCACAGGUUAUGUUCCGGAGGACGGACUAUCAGCCCAACAGCUCUUUUCUGUUGGUGACGGGCUCACCUACAAAUCAGAUCAGCAGUCUGUUGCAGACGGACUCAAGGCGGAAGAGCUAUGCUCUAGUGGGGACGGUAUUACUUACAAUGACUUUCUGAUUCUACCAGGAUUUAUUGACUUCAGUGCUGAUGAUGUGGACCUCACAUCUGCUUUAACCAAAAAAAUCACGCUGAAGACGCCACUCAUUUCAUCACCGAUGGAUACAGUGACGGAGUCUUCAAUGGCCAUAGCCAUGGCGCUUAUGGGGGGCAUUGGCAUUAUACAUCACAACUGCACUCCAGAAUUCCAGGCUAAUGAAGUUCGCAAAGUGAAGAGGUUUGAGCAAGGUUUCAUCACAGACCCGGUCGUCAUGAGCCCGCACCACACAGUGGGUGACGUGUCUGAGGCCAAGGUGCGCCACGGCUUCUCGGGCAUCCCCGUCACAGAGACUGGCAAGAUGGGCGGCAAACUGGUGGGCAUCGUCACGUCACGAGACAUCGACUUCCUGUUGGAGAAAGACCACGGCAAGCCUUUGUCUGAGGUAAUGACUAAAAGAGAAGAACUUGUUGUUGCUCCAGCUGGUGUCACUUUGAAGGAGGCUAACGACAUACUCCAGCGCAGUAAGAAAGGCAAACUUCCCAUUGUGAAUGACAAGGAUGAGUUGGUGGCCAUCAUCGCACGCACAGACCUGAAGAAGAACAGGGAUCACCCCCUGGCCUCCAAAGACUCGCGCAAACAGCUGCUGUGUGGCGCUGCCAUCGGCACCCGCGAGGACGACAAGUACCGCCUGGACCUCCUCACGCAGGCGGGCGUGGACAUGGUGGUGCUGGAUUCUUCCCAAGGCAACUCGGUCUAUCAGAUCAGUAUGAUCCACUACAUCAAGCAGAAGUAUCCGGAGCUGCAGGUGGCCGGGGGAAAUGUGGUGACCGCUGCCCAGGCGAAGAACCUGAUCGAUGCUGGAGCGGACGCCCUGCGAGUGGGCAUGGGCUGCGGGUCCAUCUGCAUCACACAGGAAGUCAUGGCGUGUGGCCGGCCGCAGGGCACCUCGGUGUACAAGGUGGCGGAGUACGCCAGGCGCUUUGGUGUGCCCAUCAUUGCCGACGGCGGCAUCCAGACGGUGGGCCACAUAGUGAAGGCCCUGUCUCUCGGCGCCUCCACAGUGAUGAUGGGCUCUCUGCUGGCGGCCACGACUGAAGCCCCAGGGGAGUACUUCUUCUCCGACGGCGUGAGGCUCAAGAAGUACAGAGGAAUGGGCUCUUUGGACGCCAUGGAGAAGAACAUCAGCAGUCAGAAACGCUACUUCAGUGAGGGAGACAACGUUAAAGUGGCUCAGGGGGUAUCCGGCUGUGUUCAGGAUAAAGGCUCCAUCCACAAAUUCAUCCCUUAUCUGAUUGCUGGCAUUCAGCACGGCUGCCAGGACAUCGGAGCCAAAAGCCUGUCUGUACUACGCUCCAUGAUGUACUCCGGAGAGCUGAAGUUUGAGAAGAGGACCACGUCCGCCCAGGUGGAGGGAGGAGUGCACGGCCUCCACUCGUACUCUUUUGUACCAUUUACGAGAAACGGCUGUACUGAGACGGAACUGAGGGAGGAGCCUGAUGUCCCCACUGCAGCUGCGACCAAACGCAAACGAUGUAUCUGACAACACCUCACCCAGUCCCUUGGACCCCACCACAGAACUCCCUGUCCCUCCCAAGGCCCCCCUCAGACAGACACAGGAUGCUAGGACCGAGGGACCCCUCAGGACCCCUCAGGACCCAUGGGAUUCACACUACAGAUGGAACAUCAGGGUUUACAGGAACAAUCCCAGUGAACAAAUUGACUAGUGAUCUCUCGAUUUUGAUUUGUGUGCGCGUGUGUACAUGUGUUAUGGUGGUGAUAAUCACAGCGGAGAUGGCCUCUCUGGUACUGGUCAAGCUGUUUAUAGUCUCUGAAGUAACAUGAGACGCUGCACCCUUACCAGCAGUUCCAUGUUUUUGAAGUUUCCAUUGCCAACACACUUCCAGAAGUCCACUCCAUGCCAACCGAGUGUGUCAGUACUCUUAGUGUGGAGUAGUUUUGUAACUAUUGAAGUUCUAAAAAAAUGUGUAGUUUUGUAACCAUCAAAGUUGGUUUUCUUUUUGAAAAUUUGAAAUGUUUCUGUUCCACCAUCUGAAUGUGUCUUCCUUCCUUACGGGGUCUCCCACCAUGUUUCUCAAUCACCAGUUAUAUGAAGGUUGUCCUCCAUGUUUCUCAAUCACCAGUUAUAUGAAGGUUGUCCUCCAUGUUUCUCAAUCACCAGUUAUAUGAAGGUUGUCCUCCAUGUUUCUCAUCACCAGUUAUAUGAAGGUUGUCCUCCAUGGAGAAGUUUACUUCUUGUGUUGGUCGGUCAUACCCCAUCAAAGAACCUUAAACCAAAUGAAUAUUCCGCCUCUCCUAGAGUAUAAUGAAGUUUUGUUCAGUGUGCCGUUUCCACUCAUGUCAAGGUUUGGGACCAGAAGCUAGCUCUAGCUUUUAUUUUUCUGGGAUGGUUUUCAUCCUAAUAUAUGUCGGAUGACAAUCGAGAAUCUCCUGACUGGAAUUUUAAAAAAAAUAUGUAAAUUGUUCCAGACUGAUGCAGAAGAGACUGGCCUGUAUGAGGGCUUUUGAUAUGCAUGUUCUGUUAAUUGAUGAUUCUUUUUUUUUUAUAGCCAUAUCAUGGCUGUAUUUGUACUAGACUUUUUCCUAUUAACCUUCUGCUGAUUGGUCUGUAUUUCUCAUGCGCUAACACGACUUCCACGUCAGUCAGGAAGCGCCGUGCCGCCGGUCACAUACAGUAUUUUGCUAAUUUGCUAACUAUUAACUUCUGUUAUGUGUGUCUUGCGUUGUUACUCUGGCUUAUGUGUUUUGUUUGGGAUGCCAAUAAUAUGCCUUUUAAAUAGAGGACCACGUGCAAAAUGCUGAGGUCAGAAGUCUUCUAUCUAAAUAAGCUUAGAUCCAUCCAGUGUAUGCGCUGUGCUUUUUGUCACAGGUCUUUUGAAGUGGGCUUAAUCGCCUUUACCUUCUGUACAUCAUCUUACAUCUUGGAUGUAGUUCCGUUCCCCCCCCCCUCCCCCGCAUUGCAAAAACUGUUUUGCUGCGAACAUUACCUCAUCGUCUGACACGCAGUGGUGGAGCCUUGUUGUACUGUAUGUUAAUGUACAUGAUGUGUGAAGUUGAUGCAGUUAACCCCUGGGAAUGUUUGUUGCUAGUUGGAGGUUACAUAAAUCAUGGUCAAUAAUCUCUUGGCUUGCCUUGUAGAUAUAACAAUAUUUACAACCCACUAUUUAGCUG